This is a messenger RNA of Malassezia vespertilionis, 828 nucleotides long. RefSeq names its product Prohibitin-1, subunit of the prohibitin complex (Phb1p-Phb2p) (gene PHB1). The record is from RefSeq and is a predicted model, not a curated record. Lineage: Eukaryota; Fungi; Basidiomycota; Malasseziomycetes; Malasseziales; Malasseziaceae. Gene Ontology annotation, biological process: mitochondrion organization. The transcript is spliced from 3 exons. Bases 1 to 828 code for a protein of 275 amino acids. Gene Ontology annotation, cellular component: membrane; mitochondrion.
AUGUCGUCCAUGGCGUCCAAUUUUAUUUCCAGGUUUGCUGUUCCGCUUGGCCUCGGUGCGCUUUGCGUGCAAGCGAGCAUAUAUGAUGUUCCCGGUGGGUACCGCGCGGUGAUGUUUGAUCGCUUUACCGGUGUAAAGAAAACAGCAAGCGAUGAGGGUACUCAUUUCUUGAUUCCUUGGCUGCAAAAAGCAGUCUUGUUUGACGUCCGUAUUAAGCCAAGGACGAUUUCGACCACGACGGGCUCCAAGGAUCUGCAAAUGGUUACCUUGUCUCUGCGUGUCCUUUCCAGGCCGGACAUUCCUGACCUUCCGCGCAUUUACCAAAACCUUGGUCAAGAUUAUGACGAGCGUGUCCUGCCGUCGAUCGGCAACGAAGUACUCAAGGCGACGGUUGCGCAGUUCGACGCUGCGGAACUCAUUACCCAGCGUGAAGUAGUCAGCGCACGCAUUCGCGAAGACCUGCUGAAUCGCGCACGCGAGUUUAAUAUCGUUCUGGAGGAUGUCUCUAUCACCCAUCUCACGUUCGGUCCCGAGUUCACCAAGGCCGUCGAGCAAAAGCAAAUUGCGCAGCAAGACGCUGAGCGUGCCAAGUUUGUCGUUGAAAAGGCCGAGCAGGAGCGUCAAGCGUCGGUGAUCCGCGCUGAGGGUGAGGCUGAAGCUGCGUCUUUGAUCACACGCGCACUGCAAAAGGCCGGUGACGGGAUCCUGACGUUCCGCCGAAUUGAGGCGGCGCAAGAUAUUGCCAAGACGCUAAGUGAAUCACGCAAUGUGACUUACUUGCCGCACGGCAACAAUGUAUUGCUCGGCAUGAACCAACAGCAAAUAUAG